Molecule: messenger RNA, 3016 nt
Organism: Theileria parva strain Muguga
Lineage: Eukaryota; Apicomplexa; Aconoidasida; Piroplasmida; Theileriidae
Exons: 1
Coding region: 25-2961 (978 amino acids)
Source: RefSeq, a predicted model, not a curated record
AUGUAUUAAAUGUAAAUCUUUAUUAUGGGAUUUAAUAUAAGAUUUGUUCUUAUAUGUGUGUCAUUAUUCAUUAUUAUACCUCGUGCUGAAGCCGAUAAUCAGUAUUUAGACCUAAAUAUAUCUGACCCUGGUGAUCAUUUUUAUGAACUAAACUCUGUAAAUUAUAAAACUAUACUAUUAAAAGAAGAUCAUUCGAAUUCGGGAAAAUGUGCUGGUAAAGUGUCGGACGGAUCUAUCAAAAUUUUGGGACAGCCUGAAUCUAAUGUUAAGAGAAGAUUUGUUAUUAUUUUAAAGGUUCCAAAGGGAGGAGAUUAUAAUCCGGAAUUGGAGGAUGUAUUUAAAAGUAGCGGAGAAGUUGCAUCUACUACUGUGGAGUCAAAUUUUGAACAGAUAGUUGAGGUCCAUACAGUAUUUAGCCACUCAAAAUUGGUAGAUAGAUUCAGGAAAAAUGCAGAAAACGAAUAUGAGAGAUUUGAAUACGAUAAAGUUGAUCUUGAUAUUUGUGGAGAUAUAGAAAAUCCAGUAGAAAUACGUGGAAAGAGCUAUUUUAAUAUCGCAAAUUUUAAAACCGUAGGAGCAAUAAAAUGUAAAGAUACACUGUUGUUGGAUAGCCUAAAUGUAUUUUAUAGAGCUGUAAUGAUUCAAGGCAAUUCUUUUUUUGUAAAAACUGUCCCUAAGUUUGGUCUUUUGAACCAAGAAACAUUUAUCGUUGACAAGAACAAAGAAUAUGCAGUUAGGAAAUCGCAUAUGUUUACAACUGUUAGCUUUAACCCAUCGAAACCAAAAAGUUACGCUAAAAUCGCCUCUAGGUGUGGCAAUGACUGCCUUUUCUUUGAUGGGUGUAACGAGAAUUUAAGACUAAUUGACGUGGUUGAAGAUUCAAAUGAGUCAGAAUCUGGGUCUAAACAGAAUAUUCAGUAUGUAUAUAAAAACCACAAUAGUUUAUGUAUUUCUGUAAAGUCUGAAGAGAUAAGAGGCGACAAGUAUUUGACUAUCUUUGACCUUCAAAAGAACUCUGAAAUGUACAAUGUUAAAGUUUUAAAAAAAACUGAAAAUGGAUAUGUCAAUCAUGAGAAAAAACUAAUUGAUUUGAAUGUAACCAAUUUAACCGAUCCAAAGCCUGUGGAAGAGCACUCUUACAAGCAUCUGCUGGAAAAACAAGGAGAAGGAGGUAAAAUUAGAGUAACUGGAAAGGAUAUAGAUUUCAGAAUUGGGAAGGUUUACUUUAAGGAAAAUCUUGUGAUAGAAGAAGGGGAUGGAGUUUUUAACAGGGAAGUCUACUCUUGUAAGGAGGGCAUUCUAGUCAGAGACGAGUGUUAUAAUGGAGAGUUUAAAAAGUAUUUAUUUAAACCUGAAAAUCCACCUAAAACCAGUACCAAUGGACAGGGUGGCUCAACAAAUAGUGAAGCUACCACAUCCGGUGGAACCAGUUCAAACGAACAGGUUAAUUCACCCAGUAGUGAACCUACUAAGUUAAAAUUAUCCGUUGAAGACCCAGUUAAAGUUGAUUUACAUAUAAUUACAGCCCACGUUACUAAGUAUUUGACUGACUCUAAAAAUAACCUGUUCGUAAAGCCGAGCACGUUCCUGGAUAAGCUGGGGAGCUUGAGCUACGAUACAGUGAAUUUUUGGCCAAACAAGUUCUUCGUUUCAAGACAGUACUUGAUAAUGGAUGAUAAGCAUAUGAAGCUCCAUUCAGUAACGAGGAAAGGGUUUAGCUUUUUCGAAUCCUUUACAAUGGUUCACUCGCUCAAGAGGAACGACCAAGUCUUCGUGACUAAGGGUAAGGAACCCGUCCAGUUUGACAUUUCACUUUUUUACGAUGCCUUGAGCAGGAAUGACUUUUCCCAAUUAUCCAACUUUGAUAUAUGUGACUUAGGCGACUACUACUUAGUGGGGGUUAAUUACAAGAAACUAUUCACUCGCGUUAUUGGUAACGUAUCUCUAGGAGAAGAUGGAGUAAUUACACCUUUUGACAUGGAUUUGACUUCAAGGUUUAUCGUACUGCCAAAAUCAACCCAGUCGUACGUUAUUCUCAAGGACUGUGAUCACUCGGACUGCUGGUUAAAGCUAUAUGCCGAGAGAUCAAAGGAGGGAGUUAUGGGUAUAGAAAUACAACAAAAACAGUCGAACACGCUAGACUUGGCAAAACUCUAUGAAAACGCUCCAAAGGCUACCCAAGAGGACGGUAAUGCUACUCCUGUGGGAAACUCUAGGGUAUUUUUUUUCGACCAGUUUAUAGUAUUUAACUUCGGAAUAGUGUACAAUGUAAGAGUAAAGGACGAAUUGACACAGAAAAUCGGGAAAGUUGUUUAUGGAGAUAAAGUCAUAGCUGAAGAUGAUGAUUUAGUCUUCACCAGAAUGGUUAACGUUGCCUCAAACGAGAAAAAAGGUACUCUAAGGAUUCUCAAUAUAGAAAGGUGGGAUAAGUCGACAAAACUAUACGAAUACUCUUAUGACAGUGAUGCUAAUGAGUUCACAGUUAGUGAGAAGGGGAAAACAGAUAUGGUUGUGGAUAUUGAGCCCCUGGCAAGGAAUAACACACUUCUAAAUGUAACUGAACAUGAGGAAGUUUUAAGCUACAGUGUGCCCUGGAACGUUAGAGAUGAUCACUCGUUUAAGGAGAUCAAAUAUUCUGAAUACGAUUAUAAUAAUAAGAAGUUCAAUUCCAAAAGUGUUAAAGAUGAUAUGUCUGAAUCACCUCUUUUCGUUCGCUUACACAGAGAUCCUGAUGGUAGUAGCUCAGGAAAUAAAGUUGUUCUAGUGGUUGAAAAUCACCCAGAAAAGAAAGAGGCUGAAAAUAACCAAUUUUUUAAACCCAAAAAUGCAGCAAGUAAGGGAAUGAUCCUAAAAUAUGAUAUUGGUGAUAAUUCCUCCGAAAAAAUAAAUGAGUUUAACAGAGACAGUUAUCACAGGAGAAAUUAUACCUCUCAUCAUCAUCCGUUUGAAACUGAACCUUAGGACCACUCCUUAAAUUUUUAAUGUAAAAUAUUAUGUUAAUAUUAUUAUAAAUGUA